Molecule: messenger RNA, 1257 nt
Organism: Suillus clintonianus
Lineage: Eukaryota; Fungi; Basidiomycota; Agaricomycetes; Boletales; Suillaceae
Exons: 4
Coding region: 356-1051 (231 amino acids)
Molecular function (GO): GTP binding
Source: RefSeq, a predicted model, not a curated record
CGAGGUGAACCGCCACAUCAUCCAGAAAUCCGAAGCAUAGCCGCGUAGGUCAUCACAACCGACCGGUUACAACCUGGUCGGUCGCUCAUCCCUUCAUCCGAGUUUCUGCCAUUCCGCAUCAUCUAGCUUUCAGCUCAAGUCCGACCGAAUAGCAAGGGUAUUGCCAGUGAAGGCUCCGUACUCAGAUCAUGUUCGGCUUACACGCGCGUGGUCCUGCCACCCUAUAACUAACUGAAUGAUUUUCUCAAAAUGACCCUUCCACUACCUCCUUCCUCACCCUGCCCCGCCGCUUAUCUCGUGAUAACAUAGUCAUACAAUUUCCUUAAUUCAGCUAUAACAUAUCCGCGUGUUGAAGAUGAGUCGUGGAGAAUAUGUCUUAGCUCUGGAAGUCACCACUGGAAAAAACCUCGUUGUUCCAUCACUAAAUCUCUUUUACGUCCUGGCUUCAACUUCUUAUGGUCCAUCGAAGACCGCGAUCAAGGCUGCAGAGUCUGACCGCAGCGUUUCUUGGAAUGAGACCAUCGUCAUCCGCAGGCGUCCCUCCAGAUUCCCCAGGUGGUUUCUGCCCUUCUUCUUCAGCACCUCGAAAGACGUCUACCUCAAAAUUUACGCUUCAUCUGAGUGUCGACCAAUGCCUGAUGAAGAUACGCUCGUGGCUACAGUCAAGACGACUUUCGAAGCAUUGCUCGCGCAUGAUGGAGAGUUCGUGUUUCCACAAAUUGUAAAUAAUAAACCUGCCCCAUCCAUAAGGUUGGAAGCACGGCAUGGACAAUUGAGUGACCGUUCCAGGCCACGGGAAAGAAACGUCGUCGUUUUCGGUGACGCUGGCUCAGGGAAAAGUUCGGUCAUCAACGCGCUCAGGCACUGGCAGGAACCGCUAGUGGAGACCUCUAACAAUACUUUCGGGUGCACUAGCAUCUCUCGACCCUAUGAAGUGGCGAUUUCCGAUAGGAAUUUUGUUCUGUUCGACAGCGCGGGACUCAAUGAGGAGCCUGGAGGGACAGUCCCGGCGGCAGAGGCGAAAAAAACGCUUGAAGAGCCUUCUAGCUGAGCUCACGAGCCCUGGAUCGGAUGGCGUCGGCCUUUUGGUGUGCUGCGUGAGCAGUACCAGGCCCCGUGAUACCCUCGUUCGGAACUACAAAUUUGCCAAGAGCUGCGGGGAGAAUAUCCCAAUCGUCGUCGUCAUCACAGGAUUGGAAAAAGAGCCGGAUAGUAUGAUGAACUGGUGGGAUUGUCAUGAGGAAGAAUUUACGAGUG